ACACACACACACACACACACACACACGAGUUAUCAGGAUCAGCACACAAAACAAUCAACAACCCAACACAUCAGCCCACACCUCUGCUCUGUCUGCAGCUGAGCAGCUGACGAGAGAGAUUUGUCGACUUUGAAAAAAUAGGAGUUGUCGUUCGCCCUCUCCCUCGCGACGUGCGAACCUACACUACGCGAACCUUCAAGCGAUUGCUGCAAGGCUUGGGCAGGCUCAGGUGGGCUGUUGGGCACUCAGGUGUCGAGAAGAGAGUGUCGCGCCGUCGCCAUGCGGGCGAGAACAUGCUCGCUCGUGCCAACAUUGGGUUGCGUUGUGUCGUGCUAUGACGUACCAGAGAGUGCGAGCACGUUGGCUUCACCUUUGUGCAACCACAUCAUUCAAGUGGCAUCGUGCAUGCAUGCAUAAUGCCUCACAUCCUCGCCCGUGUGCACAGCCGCUUGGCGAGUGUUCCUAGUUUGCCCACUCAAAUUCGUGCAUCGCAUCACGCCAGCCUACCCUGCCUCCAUCGGUCGUAUUGUAUUGUUUGUUGAUUUCGUCGGUGGCACGCCAAACACCACUCAUCAGCAGCCGCGCCUGUCAUUGUAAUAGACACGCUCACACGCACACCCGCACGCGCCAUAUUCGUCCGUCCCGCUUGCGACACAUAUUGUAUGCAUGCGCGUCACAACUACACCGUGGGUGGACGCAUUCAUUGUUGCUACCCCAAAACAACAGCACCCUUUGCUUGCCGAGGCGCCGAGGAUAUUUUGACGCCGUCCCCGCUUUCGGCACACGCCGACACGAGGCACCACUACAGGUCAUUACCAAAACCCACCUUGCAGCCUUCAGCACCCACACUAUGAUGGCAAGACGACUGAGUGGCUUGUUCCGAACAGGGUCGCUCCGCAAAGGGAGCGGCGAUUCCUCCAAGCCACAGCAACCCUCGUCCUCACGCCGAAGCCUUAGCCGUUUCGUCAGGAGAUCAACGAAGAGGCAAAUUCAGGAUGUGUGGGUCUCGAGGCUGCCCGAUGGAUCUCUCGGUUUUGAACUUGUUGGCUGUAUUGACUUUCGAAAAGACCCGCCAGGUGUAUUUGUAUCACAUCUGUCCGAUGAUUGCCCACUGAGCGAGGGUGCCCGCAUCCUUGAAAUCAACGACAUUGACGUGCAGAGCGCAACUGUAGCGGCUGUGAAGAAGCAUUUGAGCGGGAGCGAUCAAGCGGUCAAAAUCAAAGUUGAUACCAAGCCCGAGCGUGGUGAUGAGCAUGGGCGGAGAGGAGUGGUGUCUUCGGGAGGGACAGACAAUGGCUACGGUUCACACAGCGAUGGUCAGGGGUACACCACGUCCGGGGAAAGUGACACAUCGCACUUGACGCAGUCUCCGCUGUUGAUUCGCGCACGCCACAGCCAGAAUUGGGAACAGAUCCACAGUCGAAGCAGUUUCGCUGAAACAGAUCCGAAGAUUCUGGCGUGCGAGUUGCCACUACCAACGAUGACGCGGGAGGAGGCAGAGGCCGCCCUUGAAGGCAAGGAGGCUGGCACGUACAUCAUUCGCGCCAACAGCGGCCUGCGCCUGUCUAUCAUGACGCUGGAUGGCCCGAGGCACCUCGUCAUCUACACACCGUUUGAAGACGAGUUUUACCUCUUUCCAGAUCAGCGCUUUUCCACCCUCUUUGACCUCGUGUCCCACUACAGCAUAACCGCCAUCGCCAACGCAUUCUUGAUGGAACCCCUUCUGUUCCGGUCAUAGUCGGCGCCCGUGAUGCCGCGACCUCCACACAUGGACACGGUCUCCACUGUGGACGCUUGCCCCGUGGCAGCAGCAGAUCAGCGAUCUUUGACAAGGACCACGCGAGACCUUCAACUCCAGCCGUGCUCGUGUGUUGUCUGCUGUGUACAUCUUUUUUCGCUGUUCGUCCGUCUCUGUCUUUCAUGCCUCAAUCACGUUUGCUUCUGAUGUGCUUGGUUUCACUCUUCUUACCUACCUUGACCCCACUGUUGACCUCAUUACCUUAGACCUGCCUUGCUUUGACGCGCCGCACCCUUUGUGCACUGUCCCUCUUUUCACUCGCUUCGCAUUUUCAGAUUCAACCUGCUUUGCUGUCUUGCUUGCCCAGUCUGCUCGGUCCGUCUGCAUUUAUUCCUCUCUUCUUGUACUGUUCCUGCGAGAGGCAAGCACACAUGAUUAAAGCUCGUAAAGCCGAA
Messenger RNA from Salpingoeca rosetta, 2193 nucleotides. RefSeq lists its product as uncharacterized. The record is from RefSeq and is a predicted model, not a curated record. NCBI's taxonomy places the organism in Eukaryota, Choanoflagellata, Craspedida, Salpingoecidae. Bases 851 to 1738 code for a protein of 295 amino acids. Gene Ontology annotation, molecular function: protein binding. The transcript has 10 exons.